GAUCACUGCCGUUCCACCUUGUCCUUCUUUUCCACAUCCAGGCUGGCCAACUUGACAUUCUUUUAAAAGCCCCACUGAUCAACACAAUAUGUUUUGCAAAACACUUUUAGCCAUUGCGGCCAUGUCCCUCGGCGCCUCUGCCGUGAGCGUCACCGGCAAGGCUGAAGGGUUUGCUGCUGGAGUUACCGGCGGAGGUUCUGCCACCCCGGUCUACCCUUCUACUACCGCCGAGCUGAUCGCGUACCUCGGUGAUUCCUCACCCCGCGUCAUCGUUCUGUCCAAGACCUACGACUUCCGCGGAACCGAGGGCACCACCAGCGGAACCGGCUGUGCUCCCUGGGGCACCGGUUCGGGCUGCCAGGUCGCCAUCAACCAGAACAACUGGUGUACAAACUACGAACCCGAUGCGCCUUCGGUCUCUGUGAAUUACGACAAUGCCGGAAUCGAGGGUAUUACCGUCGCCUCGGACAAGACCCUCAUUGGCGUGGGCACCUCCGGUGUUAUUAUCGGAAAAGGUCUGCGAAUUGCCAACGGCGCCACCAACGUCAUUAUCCAGAACAUCGAGAUCACAAACCUCAACCCGCAGUACGUAUGGGGUGGUGAUGCCAUCACUCUGGACGGCACCGAUAUGGUCUGGAUCGAUCAUGUCACUACCUCGCUGAUUGGCCGUCAACACAUCGUCCUCGGCACGUCCGCCUCGGGCCGCGUUACCAUCUCCAAUUGCAACAUCGACGGCUCCAGCUCCUGGUCCGCCACCUGCGACGGCUACCACUACUGGACUCUGUACUUUACCGGCUCCGACGACCGGGUCACCUUCAAGGACAACUACGUACACCACUUCUCGGGCCGCGCCCCCAAGGUCGGUGGCAACACCCUCCUCCACGCCAUCAACAACUACUGGUAUGGCACCAGCAGCACUGGUCAUGCCUUCGAGAUUGGCUCGGGCGCCAACGUCCUGGCCGAGGGCAACAUCUUCCAGAACGUCGCCACCGUCGUCGAUGCCAGCUCGCAGGGCAAGGCCUUCACAAGCCCCUCCACCAACGCCAACACCGCCUGCACCGCCAGCCUCGGUCGUGUUUGCCAGCUCAAUGGCUUCGGUUCUUCCGGUACCUUCUCCGUCUCCGACACCGACUUCCUUAGCAAGUUCAAUGGAUAUACCAUUGCCUCCGCCUCUGCUUAUAGCUCCGUUAGCUCCGUCAUUGACUCCUGUGGCUACGGAACCAUUUAAGUGUGCAAUCAGAGCAUUUUGACUUAGUGGUUCUAAUUUACCAAAACUUACUGCAGUUUUGCUCCUUGUUAAUUCUGGCGGGAUCUCCAGACUUUCAAAUUGUGUACAUAAUUUGUCUUAUUAC
Pseudomassariella vexata is the source of this 1352-nucleotide messenger RNA. RefSeq names its product putative pectin lyase A. Lineage: Eukaryota; Fungi; Ascomycota; Sordariomycetes; Amphisphaeriales; Pseudomassariaceae. The record is from RefSeq and is a predicted model, not a curated record. The coding region runs from base 89 to 1228 and encodes 379 amino acids. Gene Ontology annotation, molecular function: pectate lyase activity. The transcript is spliced from 2 exons.